This is a messenger RNA of Budorcas taxicolor (takin), 387 nucleotides long. RefSeq names its product lymphocyte antigen 6 family member D (gene LY6D). Gene Ontology annotation, cellular component: cell surface. NCBI's taxonomy places the organism in Eukaryota, Metazoa, Chordata, Mammalia, Artiodactyla, Bovidae. The transcript has 3 exons. The record is from RefSeq and is a predicted model, not a curated record. Gene Ontology annotation, biological process: lymphocyte differentiation. The coding region runs from base 1 to 387 and encodes 128 amino acids.
AUGAAGACAGCCUUGCUGUUCCUCGUCGCCUUGGCUGUAGCUGCUGGGCCAGCCCAGGCACUGCGCUGCCACGUGUGCAGCAGCUCCAGUAACUGCAAGAAGCCGCAGGUCUGCUCAGCCAGCUCCAGCUUCUGCAAGACUGUGAUCAGGAUGGAGCCUCUGUCUGGGAACCUGGUAGAGAAGAACUGCUCUGAGUGGUGCACGCCCACGAACAGCCAGCAGGGCCAAGUCAGCAAGGGCCAGGAGACCACCCUGUGCUGCAAUGGCGACCUGUGCAACGAGGGUCUGCAGAGCUGGCAGAGCGCCGCGCCCUCCUGCACCAGUGCCCACCUCGGCCUGGCACUGGCCUGCGGCCUCCUCGCCCUCCUCUGGGCCCCUGGCCUGUGA